Messenger RNA from Cydia amplana, 4287 nucleotides. RefSeq lists its product as uncharacterized. The transcript has a single exon. Bases 1 to 4287 code for a protein of 1428 amino acids. Gene Ontology annotation, molecular function: nucleic acid binding. The record is from RefSeq and is a predicted model, not a curated record. Gene Ontology annotation, biological process: DNA integration. Lineage: Eukaryota; Metazoa; Arthropoda; Insecta; Lepidoptera; Tortricidae.
AUGUUUUGCAGUCGGUCAAAUCAGUCGAAUGAAAGUAAACCUGUUUUUAAGGAAAAUAAAAAUACCAAGUCUUUUGUUUCUUCUGGCGAGGGACCACGGAUUAAACCGUGUUUGGUAUGCGACCAGAACCAUCAUGUUUACCAGUGCACCAAGUUUAAGUCUAUGAGUCUGGAGGACAGGCUUGUUGAAGUUUCAAAACAUAAACUUUGUAAAAAUUGUCUACGCGCGGGACAUGACGGUUCUCAAUGCACUUUGAAAGGUUCCUGUCGCAGUUGCAAGAAAAAACACAAUUCUCUCUUGCAUUGCGACAGCGUCAGUAGUAAUAAUAAUAAUGCUGCUCCUACCGACUCUGUAAAAAAUAUUAACACUUCUGUUCACAUGUCGACUGACGCUGACGCAUCGGGUCAGGUUAUGUUGUGCACGGCUCAAGUCGAAGUAUAUUGUCCUAAGAAUAACGCUACUUACGUCGCUCGUGCACUCUUAGACAAUGGUAGUCAAUCGUGUUUAAUCUCAGAAAAAUUUAAGCAAAAGUUAAAACUACCUACAAAUCAAAUUGAACCAUUUGAUAUUACUGGGAUCAAUAAACAGAAAACGGAGAUAUCUGAACGUAUCCAACUAAAAGUCAAGUCUCGCUUUAAUUCUUACGAAUUAGAUGCUAAUUUUUGGGUGGUCCCCGAAAUCUCGGAUGAUGUGCCAAAUGUGGCAAUCGAUAUCGAAAAAUUAGAUUUGCCGCAUGUUGAGCUAGCGGAUCCGCUGUUCUAUAAACCGGAUCAGGUUGAUAUUUUGUUGUCAGGGGACAGAUUUUUUAAAGUUCUUAAGCCAGAUCAAAUAGAUCUAGGAGAAGGAAAACCUAUGCUACAAGAUACUAAGCUAGGAUGGUUAGUAGUUGGUCGCACGGGCGAAAGCUACAACCAAAUUAAUAAUGUUUAUUGUCAUUUAGCCACUACAAGGCGCCAGACGUCACUACAAGAUGUCGAUAAUUCUCUAAAGCGUUUUUGGGAGGUGGAAGAUUUGCCUUCCGAUUGUAAGUCUUUGUCUGUUGAUGAAGAGUUUUGUGAAACUCAUUAUGUUGAUAAUACUAGUCGUUUACCUGAUGGUCGAUUCUCUGUACAGAUGCCAUUCAAGGAAAAACCCGAGGAAACUCUCGGAAACUCAUAUCCUAUAGCUAUGAGACGUUUUCUUAACUUGGAAAAGAAGUUAGAUAAAAAUCCCAACGUUAAAGAACAGUAUCGUGAUUUUUUGCAGGAGUAUGCUGAUUUAGGACACAUGACUGAAGUUAAACGGCCAAGUUUCGGGUGUUACUUGCCCCACCACUGUGUUAUUCGUGAGCAAAAGGAAACUACUAAGCUUAGAGUCGUUUAUGAUGCGUCAGCUUCUACGAGCUCAGGCAAGUCUCUGAAUGACAUUCAGGCAGUAGGUCCAGUUGUGCAAAGUGACCUACUUUCAAUUCUGUUGCGUUUCCGUACUAAUAGGUUCGUUCUAACAGCUGACAUCGAAAAGAUGUAUAGGCAGGUCUCUCUUAGCGAACAACAGCGCCAUCUUCAACUCAUUCUGUGGAGAGACCAGGCUGAUCAGCCUGUCAAGAUUUUUCAGCUCAACACUGUUACGUAUGGAAUGGCUUCGGCACCUUUCAUCACAACAAGGUGCCUCAAGCAGUUAGCUCUCGAAUGUCAAGAUGAAGUGACUUCUAAUGUCAUUAAAAAUGAUUUUUACAUUGAUGAUCUUAACACAGGGUCGUCAACAGUAGAAGAGUUAAAGUAUAUAUAUGAAAAUGUUGUCAAAGUUCUAAAUUCUGCAUGCUUUCCCCUGCGCAAAUUUCGCACGAAUUGUCCUCAAAUUUUAGAAGACCAGUCAGGGUCUACGAAUUGCCUUGACUUUAAUAAUGAUGCUUCAGUUUUAGGCCUAAAAUGGUCCCCUCAGGCGGAUACCUUGCAUUUUCCGAUAGACUUUGCACCGCCUAAUAAAAUAACAAAGCGAACCAUCAUAUCUACAACAUGCAAAUUGUUUGACCCAUUGGGGCUUCUAUGUUGCUGUAUAGUAAAACCUAAGAUUCUUCUGCAGAAUUUGUGGUCUGCCAAAUUGGACUGGGAUACUCCAGUACCUUUGGAUUUUGAAAAAAGAUGGUUAAAGUUUGUCAACAAUUUGGAUCAUUUGACAAAUAUCAAUUUAAAUAGACAUGUUCUAUGUGAUUUACCUAAUACUGAGCGCACAGAGAGUCAUUGUUUUGUUGAUGCGUCCCAAGAGGCGUACGGAGCAUGUGUGUAUUUGCGGUCGGUUGACAGCAAUGAUCAUGUGACAGUUCGAUUGCUUUGCGCAAAGGCCAGAGUGGCCCCAAUUAAAGUUUUAAGUAUCCCACGGCUUGAACUGUGCGCCAGUUUAUUGGGCGCUCAAUUGUGCACGAAAGUAGCUCAGUCUAUAAAAACUAAAAUUGUCAAACAUGUAAUGUGGACCGACAGUAUGGUCGUUCUCGGUUGGCUUAAAUCGCAGUCUAAAACUCUGCAAGCUUUCGUACGCAAUCGAGUAAAUAAAAUUAAUGAGUUGACUCAAGGUCACGAGUGGAAACACGUACCUACGGAUUUUAAUCCGGCAGAUCUAGCGUCGCGGGGCGUUGAUCCGCAGCAUCUGCCGUCUUUGUCUUUCUGGUGGGAAGGUCCUUCGUUCCUGAAGAAGGAUUUUACGGAGUGGCCCUCACAGCCUCAAACGCCUUCAGACUUACCUGAGGUCAAGGUGUUACUAACUGUUAAAGACGAAACCUUAAGCUCUGGUGAUCCCGUCGUAACAUUCGAUCGACAUUCUAGUUACGUACGUCUGAAAAGGAUGUAUGCUUACGUCUUCCGGUUUAUACAUAAUUGUAGAAAAUCAAAUGCCAAACUUAAGGGACCUUUAACAGUUCAGGAGCUUAAGGACUCGUUGGCGUUUUUAGUUAAAAAAUGUCAAGCGCAGUCGUUUCAAAAAGACAUCCAAAAUUUAAGCCAAGGUAAACCACUUCAUAGCCGAAGUAGACUUUUGUCUCUCAACCCUUUCGUAGAUCCCAGUGGUGUUUUACGUGUAGGAGGGAGAAUAAGUAAUUCCAACUAUCAUUUUAAUAAAAAACACCCAAUUUUGUUAGAUGCUAAGCAUCACUUUACAAAGCUUAUUAUGAGAUACGAGCACUUACGUUUGUAUCACGCAGGUGCUCAGUUGAUUUUAUCGUCACUACGCGAAGAGUUCUGGCCAGUGGGUGGUAGGAAUUUAGCUCGGAGUAUAUCUCAAAGGUGUGUCGACUGUGUUAGGCAAAGAGGAAAAACAGUUCAGCCUAUAAUGGGUGAUCUACCGAGCGUAAGAGUAGAAACAAGUUCCGCUUUCCAAUCUACUGGGAUUGACUUCGCCGGUCCUUUCAUGAUAGCUAAUAAGAAGGGACGCGGCAGUCGUAAUACUAAAGCCUACCUAUGUGUCUUUGUGUGCCUUGCCUCUAAGGCGAUCCACCUCGAGGUGGUUAGCGAUUUAUCCACUGAAGCUUUCAUACUGUGUCUACGCAGGUUCGUAUCGCGUCGUGGCAGGCCCGAGGUAAUUUACUGUGAUAACGGGAAAAACUUUGUAGGCGCGCACAAUGAGCUAGGUAGAGUUUUACGGUCCAGCCGUCAUCCAGUUUCGGAUUACGCAGCUAACGAAUCGAUUAACUUUAAAUUUAUGCCCGCGUACGCGCCUAACUUUGGCGGAAUAUGGGAGGCUGGCGUCCGAGCAGCCAAAUUUCAUUUAAAACGCAUUGCUGGUAACGCAAACCUGACGUUUGAGGAGCUUACUACUUUUUUUGUGCAAACGGAGGCUAUUCUAAAUUCUCGUCCUAUCACUCCUCUUUCAUCAGACCCCAACGACAUGUGUCCCCUUACCCCAGGGCAUUUUUUGAUUACUCGGCCACUGACUUCAUCUGUGCCAUCUCUACCCGUCACGGGCACUCCAGCUACGAGAUACAAGCGCAUCGAGCUUCUUCGGCAGCAGUUUUGGGAAAGAUGGCGUCGCGAAUUUAUGGCUGAGCUACAACAGCGCGUAAAAUGGAAAACCAAUCAAAGAGGAAUCCAGAUCGGAGAUCUCGUUCUACUUAAAGAAGACAAUCUGAUGCCGUUACAAUGGCGCAUGGGGCGCGUCAUUCAUCUUUACAAUGGCCCUGACGGUGUUUGUCGGGUCGCCGAUAUAUUGACGGAGAAAGGUCCAAUCAAAAGGGCCGUAAACAAGAUGUGUCUUCUGCCAACUGAUCCUGAACCCGAUGACGAGGACAAUAAGUCAAAGGAUGAUCAGACCGAUCCCUAA